This is a messenger RNA of Colletotrichum destructivum, 648 nucleotides long. RefSeq lists its product as uncharacterized. The record is from RefSeq and is a predicted model, not a curated record. The transcript has 3 exons. NCBI's taxonomy places the organism in Eukaryota, Fungi, Ascomycota, Sordariomycetes, Glomerellales, Glomerellaceae. The coding region runs from base 1 to 648 and encodes 215 amino acids.
AUGUCGCCCAGUGGCCCAGCGGCCCAGCCAGCAUGCCCUGUCGCCUCGUCCCUAGGCCCAAACCUCAACCCCUACCUGCGCUCGGUGGUCCAGCUUGGAGAACAGCUAGGCCGGCUUGCUGGGCUUCUCCGGGGCCAAGACUGCGACUCUGGCUGGUCUGGCCGGUAUGUAUUGGCAUCUGCAUUCUACGCGGGUAGCCAUGGCCUGGUGUGCUCUCGUCUGGUCUGGUUCUACCCCAAGACGGGGAAACGUGAGAUUUCGAUGCUCGGCGCUGGCGCAGUCUGUCUGGAUUCUGCGCGUUCUCGAACGUUGUUGAAUGACCGCUCGCAGCUGUUCUCGAUUCGUUGUCCUCCAUCUGGGUCGGCGGAGAAUAACCUCGACAGACUAAGACGGCGUAUCCACGUUGUAUUCUCGACAUCCAGGCACGCGCUGCCGACGGAUAUCCACCGUUCACCGCACCUCGCAUGCAUACAGAGAGGGUCUCCCGAUGUUCGCGGGAAAUACCACUAUACGGAUACACUACGGCGGUAUCCGUACGUUCGCUCGCCUGAGGUUCUGUCCACCGCCCAGUGUCGGCCUCGACAAACAUGGGCCCUAGGUCCUCGAAUGACAGGACCGUUCCAUGCUGAGCUGGUCGUCGCUAGGUAG